UUCUGAGCCGUUGCUCCUUGUGUAUGUCGUGAGCAUUUAAGCAAAAUAAAAAUCCUGCAACGACAUUCAUAAGGGUGACCUAUUUUUUUGUGAUAUGAUAGAAUAGCGCUCUCUUUAUUAGAUAAGCAUCAGAUCCAAAGGGUAUACCUGGAUAGUACACCUGCUUUACAGACUUCAAAUAGUUUGUCAUUUAUAAAUUUUUUUAGGUACAGUAUUAGAUUUUACAGUACCUAAAACAGUAAUAUUUGGCACCAUUUUCUGCUCCCAUGAUACCAGGGUGGAAGCACUGAGGUACAAUUUUAAAGCUAUACAGUAUCAACCUAAAAAAAUGAAUGGAAUGUAACGGGAAACAUUCCCUGUGCUCGAAGGAAGUGCUGGUUAUCCAGGUACUGUAAUAGGAGUCAUUUUGUAGCAUAGAGAAAGUGCAGUUUACAGGAAUGUCACCCAGGUAACAGGACAUAUGUUUACUAGCCCUAGAUAAAUUAAAUGUUUCUUUAAAUUAUUAUAUGAGAACAUUUCAGCUUUAACAGGACAUUUUUUUUAACAGAGUAAAAAUAUUACAUAGUGGGUGUAUUAGGUAGAUCAACCAAUUUAACUGUCUGUACCAAAAAAUAUCUGGAAAGUUAAUAUUUUAAUUACUUGAAUAACAUUAUUUAAAUCUGACACUGUUUAGAUCAAUUGACUAGACCACAUUAUGUUUAAGAAAUCUAAGUUGAAGACAGAAAUGUGGGUUUUCAUCUUCUGAUCCAGGUCAACGUUGUGUAACUUACUGUAUGUUCACAGAGGAGAGCCCACCUGUGUGCUUUUUAAAAGUAAACAAAGAACAGGAAAUGUGGUUAGCAUAACAGCAUUCAACCUACAGGAAGUAAUGGGUUAACGUACAAGUUAUCACAGUAACAACUUAGAUGUUCAGAGGUAUAUGAUGCAACACAGCCUUAAAAUCCAUAAUUUAUGUAUAUGAAGGGCAUAUUGUUAGCUAUCACUUGACAUGAAAACUUUUAGUUUUAUCCAGAAAUGUAAUUUUUUAAGGCCAAUUGUACAGUAUGCCAAAAACAAGGCCUUAUUAUUGAGUCCUCCCUAUCCCAGAAGCAGAGUGUUCAUGGGGGAUGUUGCAGGUGAAUUAUAUACUAUUUUCAACCUACAGUAGAAACAGUGUACUAAGUGUUUUAUAAGACAUUUUAUGGCUCCCCUGUCCUUUCAGUCAUUUAACAUACUGUAAUGCCUGUCAGCAUACCAGUCAAGAAAAGCUCCAGGGCUCAAGAAGCCCUCUGUUUAUGUUAACAGUUUGGCACAUAAAAAGUGCAGACUUGUCUUCGCAUUCGAGUUUCAGGAAACCUAAAAGCUUCCACUACCAGAAAUCAUGCAAAUGAGAGUUUCCAUUGAAGAGGCUCAGUUAUGACUUGAGUCGUGACUUUUCAAGGUGCAACAUAAAACAGUGCCCACCUUCCCCAGACUGGUAACUAUUACCCUUGAGCAGGUAAAAUAAAUACAUAAAUGAACUAGCCUGUCCUAUUUGGCAGGCAAAGUUAACCAACAAAGUAUAUGCUUUAUUUGUUUUUCUCUAAACAUGUCAAGAAUUUUAGAAUUUAAUAGAAUUUUACAAUGUUUUACAUUAUUUUAAGUUAUUACAUUAUCCUGUGAUUAUUACAUUAUAGGCAACAAAUUAUUACAUUAUAGAGUAUUAUUACAUUAUCAGUUAGUUAUUACAUUAAUGGUUGUUACAGAACUCUCACUUUUCAACCAGCUACACCCACCAUUGGCUUAACCAUAAAAAAGGAAACUGCCUGUCACUGUAUUCUGGUGAGUGUUUUUUUCCAAAUGUUUACUGUCAGUUAAAGAUAAGAUGUAAGUUAUAAAAAUAAGUAUUUCCAAGUGUAUACUCACAAUGCUGUUGACUUGCAUGCAGGGUGUAGAGGCUUGAAGCUACAGAGAUGUCUCCCUUUCUUCGAAUUGGCUUCUCAAACUUCGAGGGAGGACCCCUCGAAGUGACCCAACGGGAGGAGUUUCAUCCUUACUGUGCUGUUUACAUGAAAGAAGCUGUUAAAACAGAGAAAGGACAGAUUUAUAAGCAACAGAAGCCGACGAUGUACCCUCCCUGGGACACUACGUUUGAUGCGCACAUUAAUGAAGGUCGGAUUAUGCACAUCGUGGUGAAGGACAAAACCAUGGAACUGCAUGCGGAGACCACAGUGGAACUGAACAGCAUGGCAGCAAGGUGCAUGCAGCAGAAUGGGAAGGUGGAGACCAUGCUAGAACUAACGCCAUAUGGACGAAUGUUGAUGAAUGCUAGGUACUUUCUGGAACAGAGUGAUGCUAAAGGUCAGUCUGAGACGGAGAGUGAGGGAUUCUUUACGUUGCACCAGCGCAGGGGGGCCAUCAAGCAAGCCAAGGUGCACAAAAUCAGGUGUCACGAGUUCAUCGCCACCUUCUUUCCUCAACCCACAUUCUGCUCUGUUUGCCACGAGUUUGUUUGGGGUCUAAACAAACAAGGCUACCAGUGCAGACAGUGCCAUGCUGCUAUUCAUAAAAAAUGCAAAGACAAAGUGAUAGCCAGAUGCACAGGGACUGCAAUCAACAGCAAAGAAACAAUGAUGCACAAAGAGAGGUUUAAAAUCGACAUGCCUCAUAGGUUUAAAGUCCAUAACUACAAGAGCCCGACAUUUUGUGAACACUGUGGAACGCUUUUGUGGGGGCUUGCAAAACAAGGGCUGAAGUGUGAAGAAUGUGGAAUGAACAUUCACCACAAGUGUCAGAAGAAAGUGGCAAACCUGUGUGGAGUCAAUCAGAAGCUUAUGGCAGAAGCACUAGCUGUGAUUGAGAGUGCACAGCAGGCCAGGUGUCAGCGUGACAGCGAGUGUAUCACCAGGGAGGGGCCUGUUGACAUCAGCCUACCAGGUAUCCUCAGAGGGCCAUCAGGUGUUUUGCAGGCACCCCAUGAGCCUAUAAAAAAAGAAGUCCAGGGGAUUGCAUGGGAAUGUCCCUUAGAGAAAAAAAUGCCUGAACCAGAGUGUCCAACAUACGCAGUGCCAAGGAAAGAGAUGCAUAAAUAUACAAUUGAUGAUUUUACCUUACACAAGAUGCUAGGAAAGGGCAGCUUUGGAAAGGUGUUUCUUGCAGAACUGAAGUCGAAAAAUCAAUUCUUUGCAGUGAAAGCUCUGAAGAAAGAUGUUGUGCUGAUGGACGAUGAUGUGGAAUGCACCAUGGUGGAGAAGAGGGUUCUCUCUCUGGCAUGGGAACAUCCCUUUCUGACACACCUGCACUGCACAUUCCAAACCAAGGAAAACCUGUUCUUUGUGAUGGAGUAUUUGAAUGGCGGGGAUCUCAUGUUCCACAUACAGAACUGUCAUAAAUUUGAGAUACCAAGAGCUAGAUUUUAUGCUGCAGAAAUUGUUUGUGGUCUCCAGUUUCUCCAUUCGAAAGGCAUAGUAUACAGGGACCUGAAGUUAGACAAUGUACUUUUAGACAAGGAUGGGCACAUAAAGAUAGCUGACUUUGGGAUGUGUAAAGAAAACAUGUAUGAAGAAGCACGGACCUGCACCUUCUGUGGAACCCCAGACUACAUUGCCCCUGAGAUUCUUUUAGGACAGAAAUAUGGGAGUUCAGUAGACUGGUGGUCAUUUGGAGUCCUGCUGUAUGAAAUGCUGAUUGGUCAGUCACCUUUCCAUGGCAACGAUGAGGAAGAACUGUUUCAGUCAAUCCGCACCGACGACCCUUUCUACCCACGAUGGCUCCCUAAGGAUGCCAGAGAGAUACUAAUCAAGUUAUUUGUGAGAGAGCCUGAGCAGAGACUGGGUGUGAAGGGAUCCAUUCGCCAGCAUGCGUUUUUCAGAGAAAUCAACUGGCAAGCGCUUGAAAACAGGGAAAUCGAACCUCUUUUCAAACCCAGAGUGAGAUCCCCAGAUGACUGCAGUAAUUUUGAUACAGAAUUCUUAAAUGAGAAGCCGAAACUCUCUUGUGCAGAUAGAACCCUCAUCAACAGUGUGGAUCAAACCAUGUUCAGCAACUUCUCCUUUGUAAACCCCAAAAUGGAUAGGCUUAAGGUUCAACAAACUCCUGGAUUACCGGAAUAAGAGGAUGAACAUUUCUGACCACAGAUACAAUAUUUGAUACUUACUGAGGUGGAAUAAAAGUGUACAGCUUCAGACCUUUUUUUUUUUUUUAUCAUUUUACCAUUGCAGAGUGUACUAUAUGUAAAUGCCAUUAUGUAACAUAAAUUAUUUGUCAUUGUGGUAAAAAAAGGUGCCUAAAUGAUAUGUUUAAAUCAUUGUUAUUUGGCAGUGUGAUGGACUAAGUAUACUUGCAUCUUCACAGGGUUUGUAUUUGAUCAUCUAUUCUUGCUAUUUAAGUAUGUUGUGUUUGCUAAGAAACCAUAUAUCGCAAGGCCGUAUCUUGACAGGGAGCUAUUUUGCUUAAAUGAAGUUGCUUGAUGUUUACAGCUUUAAGAAUACCUCAUUGUUAAGUAGAGAACCAGGAAAGGAAAUAUCCUGAAAUAAACAAACACUGCAGAUAGAAUUUUUGUGUGCCUGCUGUGCCGCAGUAGAAAUUGCACUUUUACAUGGUUCUGUUAUCUUUGUUAGAGUAUUUUACAAACACACAACAUCGAGAGAAAGCACUCAGUUACAACAUGUACAGAUUUGGAAGGGAAAUCAGAACUCUGUAGCAGCUGGGGAGUUAAUAACUGCGUGUGUUGUCGGUUUCAGAAACAGUGCUGUCAAAUCCCAAUCGCCUAUACAUAUGAAUAUAACAAAUUACAAAUGACAAUAACAAAAUAAUAACUGAGGUUCUACACUGUCGUGCAAGCGUUUUAGGUCAUAUUUAUGCCAGUAUUUCUGUGUGGAAAACUGAAAAAUAAAAUGCAUAUUUAUAAUAUAUGAA
Messenger RNA from Acipenser ruthenus (sterlet), 4875 nucleotides. Its product is annotated as protein kinase C theta type-like. The record is from RefSeq and is a predicted model, not a curated record. The transcript has 19 exons. Gene Ontology annotation, molecular function: diacylglycerol-dependent serine/threonine kinase activity; ATP binding. Gene Ontology annotation, biological process: protein phosphorylation. NCBI's taxonomy places the organism in Eukaryota, Metazoa, Chordata, Actinopteri, Acipenseriformes, Acipenseridae. Bases 1932 to 4070 code for a protein of 712 amino acids.